AGCAGCAGCUCAUUUGCAUUUAAAGGGACACACAAAAACGGCACGUUUUUUUGCAAAAAUCAUCAUAACCAUCACAAUAUAAGAAAAUCAUUCAGAUAGAAAUGUACUCGUAAGUGUCUGCAUGUGAUUGAAUUGCAAAAAACAUUAAGACGUUAACUAUCAGGUGAUCUCAGGUAAAGUUUAAAGGGUCAUAUAUUUCUUUAAGAUUCAAUAUCUGAUCAUUGCAAACUAUUGGAAACAUUUGGCAAUAUGAAUUGAUUUGAUUGGCUGAUGGGAAAACGUUAUUCAGCUGCUGUCCCAUUUUAUCUACCACCAUCAGCCAAAAUGGGACACUUUAUGACUUUUAAGAGAUAUUUAUGAUGAUUUUCUUAAUAAAAACUGAAAACAUCUAAUCGUAUUUAUAUUGCAUGAUUGCAGUAUUCAUAUGUGCACAUGCAAAACAUUUAUUGUGAUGCCAUAUUAUAUUAGAAAUAGCAUAAGUGUAACACAUUCAAAGAUUUAUAAAGAUUUAUUUAUUCAAAAUUAUGAUUUUGCUGUACUGUUUUGAUUUAUCUAAUAGAUACUAAUAUCGAAACAGUGAACUUUUGACAUUUAAAUGGCUGGGGCUUAAACAGUUUUUGUGCCAUUUUCGACAUAUAAUCAUAAAUUAAACCUGAGAGCAGUCUUCAUAGGUAUUUUAAGGCUGCUCAGUGGGAUUGAUCAAAACGCGUCCAAUUUUACAUCCACAUAAACUGAGAUUUUAGCGCUCGUGCCAUCAGCUGGCGGAGACACGGACGCACAACUCAUCCCUCCCUUCAAACCUUCUCACUGCCAUCUCCUGACAUCAGCCGAAUGAGGGGACUGGGAAAGAAAAACCAAGUGAGUGAAAGAAAGAAAUAAGCUGGGAAGGAGAGAGAGAGAAAGAGAGAGAGAGCGCGCGCGGUGCUCCAUGGUCACUCGCCCAUUGGAAGCUCGAGAGCACAUUUUGGAUUCGACUUUUUCUUGAAGGGGACUUGAGAGAAGAAACAAGCGUUUGUUGGCGUGCCAAAGGCGAACAGCCAUGCACCUGAAUCGGGAGGACGAGGAGGGAAAAGGUUCUUUGUCUCUGAGUGUGUUCCUGGUAUCGGUGGGUUUAACAGUGUGUGUUGUGUGGCUGGUGGCGCUAUGCGGGGUCUGUGGAUGGUGCCAACGCAAACUGGGGAUGAGGAAUAAGCCGGGGGUGGAGACAGCAGGGACCCCAGACUCGGUGUCUGUGUCGGGGAGAGGCCGAGGAGAAAAUAAAGCCAUCAAUGAUCUAGACAGGGACUUUUGGAAUAACAACGACAGCAGCACUGUGCAGCAGCGCUGGAGCUCCUAUCCACCCAAGGAGUUCCUCCUCAACAUGUCCCCCUACGCCCCCUAUGGAGACCCUCGCCUCACGCCCAAUGGAUCGCUGGAGAAGGGAGGGGUGGGUGGGGGGGCAGUGGGGGGUCCCAGUCGCAGUGACAGCUGCAUAGGCGCAGGGACCAGCAAGUCCGGGAGGUGGCAAACUGUCCAGAGCCACCUGCACUCCGGCAGCUUGAGACCCAGCAAUUUUGGGGACCCCUCUCUUUCUACCACCUCCACUUUGGAGCAUAUCCCGUCCUCAGCAGCCCGCCCCAGGCCCCUGGUCAGGCAGCAAAGCCUCCAGCAGCCCCUAACCCACCAGCCCCCGCCAGGCCCCAACGACCCCCCAGCCACCUCCCAGAGUCUGGGCCAACUGCACACCGGGCCCGGGGGUGGGGGCCACCGGGGGGGCCCGCGGGGGGUGCGUGGCAGCCCGGCUGGGGCAGGGGCGUCCCGCUACAGGUCGGGUGGAGGGGCACGAUCGCGGUCCAAUCCUGGAAGCUGGGACCACGUGAUGGGACAGAUCCGGACCAGAGGCAUGGAUGUCAAGUCAUUCCUAGAGGGGAAGAUGGUUGUGCUAUCCCUCGCGAUCGGAUUGGCUGAGCAAGAUGACUUCGCCAACCUUCCAGAUCUACAGGAGGUGCCAGCGAACAAGGAAACACCUCCCACCGACAAAAGAUCUAACAAACCCGGCAGCAGCCCCAAUGGUCAGACCAAAGACGAGAGCAACCGCCGGACAGACGCUAACUCUUCCGUCUCAGACCUGGCCAACUCCGUCACGAGUGAUAUGCUGAUGUUGUCCCCAGGCUCUGAGGAAGAGGAACACGAAGGACCCGUGUGCGAGAAGUUGGGACGCAUCCAGUUCAGUGUGGGAUACAGUUUUCAGGACUCCACACUAACGGUGAAAAUCCUGAAGGGUCAGGAUCUACCUGCGAAAGACUUUUCUGGAACUUCAGAUCCAUUUGUCAAACUCUACCUUCUGCCAGACAAGAAGCACAAACUUGAGACCAAGGUCAAAAGAAAGAACCUCAACCCUCAUUGGAACGAGACCUUCCUAUUUGAAGGGUUCCCCUUUGAGAAGGUGGUGCAACGCACAUUGUACCUGCAAGUGCUAGAUUAUGACCGCUUUAGCAGGAAUGACCCUAUAGGAGAGGUGUCCAUCCCCCUGAACAAGGUCGAUCUGGGCCACAUGCAGACCUUCUGGAAAGAGCUGAAACCCUGCAGCGAUGGCAGUGGGAGUCGAGGAGACCUCCUUGUGUCUCUGUGUUACAAUCCCACUGCCAACAUCAUCACUGUGAGCAUCAUCAAGGCACGCAAUCUCAAAGCCAUGGACAUCGGGGGAACAUCCGACCCCUACGUCAAAGUGUGGCUGAUGAACAAAGAUAAGCGAGUGGAGAAGAAGAAGACGGUGGUGAUGAAGAGGUGUUUGAACCCCGUGUUUAAUGAGUCCUUCCCCUUCGAUGUCCCCGCUCACGUCCUCAGAGAGACCACCAUCGUCAUCACAGUCAUGGAUAAGGACAGACUGAGCCGCAACGAUGUCAUAGGCAAGAUCUAUCUCUCAUGGAAGAGUGGCCCAGCAGAGGUAAAACAUUGGAAAGACAUGAUGAGUCAUCCACGCACUGCUGUUGCCCAAUGGCAUGCUCUCAAAGCUUGAAGGACCCGCCCACCAAAAGUAAACAACACCUUCAAAACCCUGUUGAUAUGCACAAGUUUAAACACGGGUACCAAAAGCCAUCCAACUAUCUUUCUCUCUCUCUGUCUCUAUCUUUCUCCCUUCUCAAUUUUUUUCCUGCAGUUUGUUAAUGGAGACCCUUCCUUUAUUCACUGCUUUUAUUUUUUCCCACCAAAAAGAGGCUAAGCACUGCCAAGAAGACUGGGAGAGAAACUGAGAGAGGUAAACAGACUCGUCUUCCUUGAGAAAAAGUUUGACAACUCGACUGUUCUCUGAACAGCUGGACCGUGGAACAGGGUGACUUCUAGCAUCGAACUUCAAUCGCUGAACUUGAAACGGCUGAAAACAAUCUCCCGAACAGACCCUUCUAUUGCCAUGUUUGUGUCUCACCUCCCUCGUGCCGUCCCUCUGAGCGUACGGAAAGAUCCGGAAGGAUCGCAACCACAGUGCAAUACCUAGCUGAAGGAGGGAUGAACUUGUUGUGUGUUGGACUUCGUCACCUUUUGAUGUUUUUCUCGGAACAGUGUAGAAAUUCGCUGGAACUCUUUGUCGUCUGUAUGUACUGUGGGUGCUGUUAUGUGACAGAAAAAAGAGGUCUUGUUUAAAAAAACAGAUAAACAUGAAAAAUUUAAGCUCA
This is a messenger RNA of Ctenopharyngodon idella (grass carp), 3653 nucleotides long. It is a transcript of the gene syt7b, whose product is annotated as synaptotagmin VIIb. The transcript is spliced from 13 exons. Lineage: Eukaryota; Metazoa; Chordata; Actinopteri; Cypriniformes; Xenocyprididae. Gene Ontology annotation, molecular function: phosphatidylserine binding; SNARE binding; clathrin binding. The record is from RefSeq and is a predicted model, not a curated record. Gene Ontology annotation, cellular component: synaptic vesicle; synapse; membrane. The coding region runs from base 1040 to 2998 and encodes 652 amino acids. Gene Ontology annotation, biological process: cellular response to calcium ion; calcium-ion regulated exocytosis; regulation of calcium ion-dependent exocytosis.